GCUGCUUUGCUUUGCUUUCAGCUGAAAUAGAGUGAGGGGAAACGGUUCGGGAACAGCCGGGCAGGCAGCCGUCCAGCGGAAAAACUCUCACUGAGCCCGCCACCCUAACACACUUUUUAGUUUGCAAUCAACGGCAGUGUUUUAUUGUCACGUUGUUAGUUGGUAUUCUUGCUUAAAUACAAGCUGAUUUUUAAUACUACAGAACAGGCCGAGUAAUAUCGGAUGUGGUAAGUUCUGCACACUUGUGUAAGCUCCCUUUCUUGGUAAUGUUAGCCCCAGCUAGUUGGCUAAUGUUAGCUAGUUAGCCUACAUAGCGGCACAAGUAUGGAAAAGUCGUUGGGUGGCUAGAUAGCCCAAAAGCUAGCAGCGUCCAGGCCAACAACUACGCAGUCGUUUGAUCUGCCUUAUUGAUAGUCGAUAAUGUGAGUUGCCGUCGGCUAUUCGAACCGUUUCAACUGCCCGUUAAGGCUAACCGCUGCUACCAAACCCUGGUCACGUAGCAGUUGACUCUGACCGUUAAAUUCGCUUUUUCUCAUUUAAUGUGCUGUGUUAAUGUGAGUCCUGUUGUAACAAAAGUGGACGGUAGCAUCAGAGCUAGUUGGCUACAAACAUUAGAUGGAUGUAGUAUUAAGAUGCAGACACUAGCUAAGUGCAUUACGUAGCGUUUGCUCGAACCCCCGGUAAUAUCGAUAGGUGAUUUUGGUGAAUAGUACGAUAGCCCGACAUCGGUGUUACCACAGUAACGAAAUACUUGCUCGUUUCUCUUGUUUGAAGCAGCAUGUUAACGUGACACAAUUAAUUUUCAGUCGUUUUGCACGGGUUAAACGCAGGAAAACAUCGUUUUUUUGUAUUUUUCGCACCUACAACCUGAGGAUGAGGACCCCCCCUCGACAUGUGUACCCGAGAAUAUGCGGCCCACUCUUCCCUGGGCCUUUGUCAUUUGCCAGGCACCCCCUCCCCCAAUACUCCUCUCUGCAAGGAAUGCUCACCCCUAACCUCCAUGUGACUAAGGGCCCAGACAUUCAGCAUCCUAGUAGCUAUCAAAUAGUCUGUACGCCUCGUACCUGUCCGACUUAUCGUUUGUAUCAGUGGGAUUUAUCAGGCUGAACUUGAGAAAGACCACCAUCUAAAAAAGGAAGCGCACGCAUGCAGUCAAUGUGAACCCCAUGGAUAGCUUCUUGAAUAGCGGCAUGUUUUGUGUGCGUUUGUGUCGGCUUUUUCAACAAAAAACACGCUAUUACUGAAACAAAGAUGCUGCUCCCUGUGGUACUCUUCCUGCAGAUGUCCCCAUGAAUUCUACACCAGAGGGUUCGCACUUGAACGUUACUUUGUUCGCCUUUAGUGUCCACGGUCUGUGUGUUUGAAAAGAAUUGUAAAAUGUUUCUGCUGGAGGACCUGCAGUUCAUUGUACAGUAAUAUACAAGGCAUGCGUUUUCUGAUAGCGAGGGGGGCGGGACAAACGCGCAUUGGCCUCGGGAUUGGCCAAUGAGAGACGAGCCUGGCUGAACAGCACGAGCCCAGCCACCCUUUCCUGUUGAAUAUUUUAGCCCCUGCGUCACAGCUCCCUCCGCCCCUUUCUCCUCAUCUGCCAUUUUGGUUUUGUUCCCGUCUGCAGUCGCAAAGCCAGCAACGCAAUUAUACAGAAGAGACUCAGUGACUCGACAAUAUAGUGUAGACCCUCCUAAUCCCUCGUCGCGUUUCUUUUCUCUGUACAAACCGCUCUUUUUAUUCCCGUCGUUAAUUCUGACAUCUAGACGCUGCGGGAGAGGAGCGGGUUCGCAUUGGAAAGGGACCGAGAAGGAUUAUUGGUAAGAAAAGGCAUAUCAAUGGAGCACGAGUCUAUUGGCUAGUCUUUCAUUCCCAUAAUGCUGAAAUUGAGCGAUAAAGUUGGAUGUUUGUUGUUGUUCGUCUUUGUAACAUUAAACCGUAGCGAUAGAGGAGUCAAGGCGGCUAGCUGUCAAAAUAAACCGGUCGCUGUCUCUUGUGAGCAGGUUGCUUGUAGCUACAGCUGCUAGCUUGUAAAGUUGUGUUCCGCACUGGGGUAAAUGUAGGCCUAGGCCGAGCCACUAAUGGAGAGAGGCUGACAGGCGGCUGUUUUCUUGCCUUUAACUUAUUAAUGUUCCGUCUCUGUCCACUCGCCAAAUCACUUAUCUGAUUAGUGCCGUGCUAUCUACUCAAUCUGUUACCUCUUUCUUGUCUUUGACCGAUAAUUGAUCCACCGUUCCCGUCCAUGAAAGGCUUUCAAUUGGUUUAGCAGCCAGGUAUUAGGUUUUUGCGGGGCGAACUACAGUAACAGUACUGACCGGGCGCCUCGAUGCUUUGCUGUAUCAUGCUGUGUGCUUUCAUUUUCUUUUCGACGAAACAGGAGUCGUUCGUGUUUCAAUGAAAUUUCGAUUUGAUUUAAUCUAAAGCAGCUGUGUUAUUUGAGAUUGUGGAAAGGGUUGCUAACGUGCGGAUAUAUUUAAAGGAGGUAAUCUAGAGGCGCUGGAUGCGGAAACCGUGCUCGUGUUUGCUGUGCGGUGGGAAUCUGUUCGAGAGACUGCGGCCUGUUUCACUUCCUGAAGUAACUGGGAUUGGCCGGUUUAAUCUGAAAAGAUCGUGCAAUUGGAUUUCUAAUUUUUCUCCUGCUAUUCAAAGCCUUUUGUAUCUUCGUUCGGAAUCUAGUCCCGGCAGUUAUUGUACGGUGUGUCCACACCUGCAAGCCACCGUGAGGUGUCACUUUACCGCAGUGAAGUUUUAAUGAUUCAGCUCUUUUUGCUGAAACGAUGUUGGCCGUCCUCAAACACCGGUAUAAUGAACAAUAGAAGUACAUAAACAAGCCAGUGCUGUCUCUGAGCAUGAAAAGAACUGAUAAUGGUGCUAUUCAUGUCUCCUCCUAGGCUCAGUUCGUUUUCUAACAGAUUUGUGUUUGGCAUGCAGCCAGCCCAGCUGCUCCCUAGACUAGAAAUCCUCUCUUCAACAUGAGGAGGAUUGGGUUGCAUUUACCUUGGAUACACAUGAUGCAGGCAGCUUUGAAUUAUAUAUUUAAUACUUUGAGUCUGAUUUGGAAUCCCAUUAGCUUUUGAAAACAUAUGGAUUAAGGACAUUUUUGUUAGAUUUUUUUUCACAGUGCCCUUUAAUUUCGAUGUUUCAUGUCAAUUUUCUUCCAAACUAUGACUAAUUUUAAAGUUUUGAGAUAGGACAGCUUUGUGUCUUAGAUGAACAGUUUGUAACACGAUGUGUUUAUGCGAAGAUGUCCAGCUCGCCGCUGUCCAAGAAGCGUCGCUUGUCAGGAACAGAGACGAAGACGGGAUCCCACUGCUCCUCCUCUAACUCUGUCAGAACUGAUCUGUCCCACACACCUGCCAACGUAAGUGAUGAUGCAUAAACUUACCAUAAAACACACACAGCCCACUUGUUAGUGAAAAGUUGUUUGUGAAACUGAUUGCAUACCCUCUUGUUCCUCCUCAGGGCAUGGCUAAGAAUGGCAAUGAUGCUGAGAUUGAUGAAGGCCUGUACUCCAGACAACUGUAAGUUUGUGAAUCUCUAGAAUUUUUGACCUGAGAAAAGCCGCCAAUUUUUAGUUUCCUUUAUUUUAUAGAGUGGAAAAGCAGUGUCUAAAUAUGCUGUUUGUAAUUUGUUUCCCUGUGUAGUUACGUGUUGGGCCAUGAUGCCAUGAAGCGCAUGCAAAACUCCAAUGUCCUCAUCUCUGGUAUGAGAGGUCUUGGAGUCGAAAUUGCCAAGAAUGUCAUCCUAGGAGGGGUGAGGAGUGUCACCGUUCACGACCAAGGAGUUGCAGAAUGGAGAGACCUCUCCUCUCAGGUGUGUGAAAGCAUGCAGAAAAUAAUCCCCCCUUUAAAGCCAUAUGUUGUUUUCAGCAGAUUUGUAACUAUGAACCAAUCUGAACUGGAUUUUGAUCAUUACAUUUGUUACACCAACACCGUAAGUUGGUAAAAUUGUCAUUCAAAUGUUUAAUGGUCCAGUUUCGAAGUGGUUGCCUGAAUAGGUUUGCUUAGGUGGCUGGUUAGGUAGCAUUAGUUUGCUCACCCUGAUAACUGAUAACAUGCAUAUUCCCCCUCAGAAAUCAGGCUGUUUGGGUUAAUGUGAUGGACAGAAAUCUAAGUUCAGUAAAACCUGCUGCAAGACAAAUGUCACCUGUUAGACCCCAUGACAAACCUGUUCUACAAAGCUUGCAUUAGUAAGAAAUAGCCUCAAGUAUUAAACACUUUUCUGCCAGCAAUGGUGUAGUGCAGUCUACUGCUUGUUUUGUCACCAGUUUAUAUGAUGCUUGGAGUGCAGUGGUAAAAUCAGCUUUAAUAUCACAUGAUAACCAUAUGUGACAGUCACAGAGUAAUUAUUAUGAAGGGGGUAAAGACUGUCUUGAAUAGUUUCAUUUAAACAAUGUGCCAGCAGCAUGUCUCUUCAGUAUAACUCAACACAAUGGGCUCUUUCAUUGAGCGUUUGUUUUUAUCUACUUUUAUUUAAUUGACCUUAAUUUUUGCUGCUUAGAAAAUAAAUGCUUUGUUUGAAGUACUAGCAGCGUUUUGGUUUCUCACCUGUCACAGUGAGACUGAGCAUGGAUGUGUAAUUAACAUUUCUGAUUGUUUGUUGUUUCCUGAGAUUGUAUAGUGCAUCUGGUCUUUUGCACAUGAAUAUUGAUUUUAAGUUUACUCUGGAUUAUUAAUUUACUUUGAUCCGAAUCAAAUGGUUCCAAAUCCAAAAGACACCAAGGCUUUCUUUGUUUUUAAUUCCUUGUUCUUGAAUGAAGUUGUAACCAUAAAAUAUUGUAUUGGAUCAUUGUGACUUAUCAGGUAGAGAUCAUACUCCUGGCAUUUAGUACAAAAAACGUGUUUCCUCGUUCUCUGAUUUGACCCAUAUUCCUUUGUCUCUUUGACCGAUUCCAAAGUGCAGGGGGCCGUUAUCUGGUGUUCGUAACUGGUGUUACACUGUUGCCAUCCAAAAAGAGCACCGCAGCCACCCCCACCCUUGCUACCCAUGGGCUGACCCAGAUUUAUCACUGGGUAGCCUCUCCCUGGGUUGUAAUCAUACUAAAGCUAAAGCCUGUUUUAGGACAUCAUUACUGUAGGGAGAUUGUUUCGGGUUAUUGGCCUGAGACCCUGAUUUCUUAAGUGUCUAUUCAAAGCCAAGCAGUAAAAGGGCAAAAAUAGACAGGGCAGGUGUUAAAUCAGGAGGUUCAGUAGAGCCCAGCCCCGCUUCAUUUUGUAUGAUAAUCAGGGAUAAUACUGAGAUCUGGAUCUGAUGAUCAAGGCUGAGUUUAACCUUGUACUCUUGUUUCUAUUUUUAACCCCUGGUAUUUGCCCCAAUUUUGCUUCUCAGUUCUCAUUCAAGCUCGACUGAAUACCCUUUAUUUAUUUCUGUUGCUUAAUUGACAUGACAUCUAUCUUUUACAAGGAGCGCUCCAUAAAUAGCCAGAUCAUGUCUACAAGAGGCUAAAUUUUGACAACCAACCUUUCUUGACAAGACGUGAUCUCCCCCCAAACUGAGAUUUUUUUUCUUUGUUUAAAGAGAAGCAGUUUCUGUGAAAACAUGAUGGUUUUGGUUUAAAAUAGCCUGAGUCUGAAUGACACAUGUUGGUUAGAUAUAUUUCAGUGUUCUGCAGCAGAUUUGUGUGCAGCCGCAUUGUCCCUUUAAACACAAUCUGAUCGCUAAUAUUGAAUGUCGGUUGAGCCCCUUCCUUGUAAUUGUUUUUUGUUUAUUUCUGUGCUUGAACAAUAGAUCAUAAUGUAGACAAGGAGGAGAACAGAUGUUGAAAUUGCUGAGGCCAAGUACAGUGUCUAAAUGUUCUCCUGUGGACUCUUAAUGAUAGCUGGGGUUGUUAGGAUGUGAAACUAACCAAAGGAGAUGAAAGGGGUCAGAACUCUGAAGUAAUUCAGUGUGGACGCUUUGCAAAACAAAAACCUGCUAACUUUUUCACGGCUAGAUGUUAUUUUUAAUUUUUAACAGAUUGUCUCUUGGUGUGAUCUUUUCUUUCCUUUAUAUUUCUAUUUGGCAUCAAUCCACUGUUGCUGGCUGAGUUUUUUUUUCCUCCUGAGUAUUUUAUUAGCCCUGACGGCCUUUAUUUUUAUUUAUGUUAAUUUAGUUUUACCUGCGGGAGGAGGACUUGGGAAAAAACAGAGCAGAGGUGAGUCAGCACCGCUUGGCUGAACUCAACAACUACGUUCCUGUGACCGCCUACACCGGAGCUCUCACCGAAGACUACCUGACCAAGUUCCAGGUAAAAACGGAGAGAGGCUCACGUCCCUGUCAUUCAGCAUUAAAUAGAAGUCACGGUGUUAACAUUUGUGUCCUGUGACCCAGGUGGUAGUACUGACUAACUCCACUCUGGAGGAGCAGCAGCACGUAGGAGAGCUCUGCCACAGCAAGGGAAUCAAGCUGAUCGUUGCAGACACUCGUGGACUAUUUGGGUAAAAUUCUGAAGCCUUUGAUUCUGCUUCACUUGAGUUCUUGCUCUGCAUAUCCUUCAUUUAUCCUCUCCAUAUGUCUGAUCUGUAUGUUUCUGUGUUCUGUUUUGUAGUCAGCUUUUCUGUGACUUUGGCGAGGAGAUGAUAGUGUAUGACACUAAUGGAGAGCAGCCAUUGAGUGCCAUGAUUUCUAUGAUCACAAAGGUAAGUCAGAUGAUUUUAAAACAGUUUUCAAACCACCCUAUUUUUCUAAUAAAAAAAGCAUCAACACUGUCUUUUUUUUUUUCUGCUAACAUUAAAAGGUGUUCUUUUUCUAUUGCAGGACAAUCCAGGGGUUGUGACGUGUCUGGAUGAGGCCCGUCAUGGUUUCGAGAGUGGAGACUAUGUCACCUUCACAGAGGUUCAGGGAAUGACGGAGCUUAAUGGCUGCCAGCCAGUGGAAAUUAAAGUCCUGGGUAAGUGUGUUUUUUUAUUUAGGAACAAGGACAUGUUUUUCUCCUUCUCUGGGGGAUGACUUGUACUAAUGGAUGUAACUUUUCCUUCGUCCAGGCCCCUACACCUUCAGCAUUUGUGACACAGCUGGCUUUACGGACUAUGUAAGAGGAGGAAUCGUCUCUCAAGUCAAGAUGCCCAAGAAGAUUGCUUUUGUAAGUACAGAUAUUUUUACACACUCAAUAUACACUCACCGGCCACUUUAUUAGGUACACCAUGCUAGUAACGGGUUGGACCCCCUUUUGCCUUCAGAACUGCCUCAAUUCUUCAUGGCAUAGAUUCAACAAAGUGCUGGAAGCAUUCCUCAGAGAGCUUGGUCCAUAUUGACAUGAUGGCAUCACACAGUUGCCGCAGAUUUGUCGGCUGCACAUCCAUGAUGCGAAUCUCCCGUUCCACAACAUCCCAAAGAUGCUCUAUUGGAUUGAGAUCUGGUGACUGUAGAGGCCAUUUGAGUACAGUGAACUCAUUGUCAUGUUCAAGAAACCAGUCUGUGAUGAUUCCAGCUUUAUGACAUGGCGCAUUAUCCUGCUGAAAGUAGCCAUCAGAAGUUGGGUACAUUGUGGUCAUAAAGGGAUGGACAUGGUCAGCAACAAUACUCAGGUAGGCUGUGGCGUUGCAACGAUGCUCAAUUGGUACCAAGGGGCCCAAAGAGUGCCAAGAAAAUAUUCCCCACACCAUGACACCACCACCACCAGCCUGAACCGUUGAUACAAGGCAAGAUGGAUCCAUGCUUUCAUGUUGUUGACGCCAAAUUCUGACCCUACCAUCCGAAUGUCGCAGCAGAAAUCGAGACUCAUCAGACCAGGCAACGUUUUUCCAAUCUUCAAUUGUCCAAUUUCGAUGAGCUUGUGCAAAUUGUAGCCUCAGUUUCCUGUUCUUAGCUGAAAGGAGUGGCACCCGGCGUGGUCUUCUGCUGCUGUAGCCCAUCUGCCUCAAAGUUCGACGUACUGUGCGUUCAGAGAUGCUCUUCUGCCUACCUUGGUUGUAACGGGUGGUUAUUUGAGUCAAUGUUGCCUUUCUAUCAGCUCGAACCAGUCUGGCCAUUCUCCUCUGACCUCUGGCAUCAACAAGGCAUUUCCGCCCACAGAACUGCCGCUCACUGGAUAUUUUUUCUUUUUCGGACCAUUCUCUGUAAACCCUAGAGAUGGUUGUGCGUGAAAAUCCCAGUAGAUCAGCAGUUUCUGAAAUACUCAGACCAGCCCUUCUGGCACCAACAACCAUGCCACGUUCAAAGUCACUCAAAUCACCUUUCUUCCCCAUACUGAUGCUCGGUUUGAACUGCAGGAGAUUGUCUUGACCAUGUCUACAUGCCUAAAUGCACUAAGUUGCCGCCAUGUGAUUGGCUGAUUAGAAAUUAAGUGUUAACGAGCAGUUGGACAGGUGUACCUAAUAAAGUGGCCGGUGAGUGUAUGAGCUAUUAUAAGAUACAUGGCCUUUUUCUCUUUUGCACAUAUUAGUCAUACGCAAACCUCAAUCCCAUUGCAAUACUCUUGUCAACAUAUUAACUUCUGUUGCUCUCCCCCUGGAUAUUUACACAUUUUGAGUCUAUCCUGAGGAUCUUGUGUUGUUUUCCUGCAGAAAUCCAUCUCUUCUUCCAUGGCUGAGCCAGAGUUCCUUAUGACAGACUUUGCCAAGUUUGACCGUCCAGGGCAGCUGCAUGUGGGCUUCCAGGCUAUCCAUGCCUUCCAGAAGAAACACAACCACCUUCCUGCACCUUGGAGCCAGGUAAACAGUCUCAGAUAUUACCAUGGCUGGAAAUGAUUAUAUUAAUGAUCGAUUUGUGACACCUUGUGGCCCAAAAUAACGAGCUGAAUGAUAUUACAGGCAGAUGGUGAUGAGUUUUUGGCCUUGGCUAAAGAGGUGAACUCUGCCCAGACGGGUUCGGCCAAGGUGGAGCAGUUGGAUGAAGCUCUUAUCAAAAAACUCUCUUACGUCUCUGCUGGUGACCUGGCCCCUCUCAACGCCUUCAUUGGGGGUCUGGCUGCACAGGAAGUGAUGAAGGUAGGUCACUCUAACAGUAACCCUCAGUCACAGUGUGUUUUGAAGUUGAGUUUGCUCAGGUAAUAGAUUAUCAGUGUAGUUGUCGUUUUAGUUUCUUGGAAUUAGACAUGCCUGGACAUGCGCUGCAGUAACCUGUUAAACCACCUGGAUUGUCUUUUAUGUGUCAUACAUGCUGAGAUUGACAUGCUCUGUGUUCUAGGCGUGCACAGGAAAGUUUAUGCCCAUCAUGCAGUGGCUGUACUUCGAUGCUCUGGAGUGCCUGGCUGAGGAGGACGGCGUUAUCCUAACGGAAGAAGAGUGCGCCCCUGUAAGGCUCUUCACACUCAAACGCUCAUGACUGAUAACCGUAAUGGUGAUCUAUUGUUUCUUUAAUCUGUUUAUCUGUCUUGUCUCCUCUUCCCAGAGGAACAGCCGAUAUGACGGACAGAUUGCUGUGUUUGGCACCAAGCUGCAGGAAAUGCUUGCCAAGCAGCGCUACUUCCUGGUGAGUUGGCCAAUGGAAAAUUUCCUGGUACCUUCUUGGGCAUCCUGUUGCUAAGGGAGAUUGGAAAGAUAAGUCUAGUGAUACCAUAAAUAUAUAUUUAUUGUCAACAAUCCUCCAUUGAGAAACAGACUUGUGCCUCAUGUAUGAUUGGGUAGGUAGACUUUUGGAAAGACGUAAAGAAAUAAAAACUGGUUACCAAGAUACAGACUUUUUUUUUUUUUUUGAUUAAGGAUUGGAGUUAUUUGUGCAAACAAACCAAUGUUGAACAAGGAAAUUAAAUGUACUGGAUACAGGAUAAAAGGCUACUUAUCUUGUAUCUGUGUUUUGAGUUGAUUCCUUUGUAAGCCGGAGUUAGUUCCUCUGAUAGGCCGUAUGCACAGAAAAUCGUCUCUCUCUUCAAGUGACUGGAGCAAACAUUUCCAUUUUCAUUAAGAGCAGUGAUGUUUCUAGGUAUGUGCCCUGCAUCUCUUCCACAGUCAUUAUCUGAAAGGACCUUGUAAACUAGCUACCCCUGCUUAUGGUACAGCAAUUAACAGAGCAGGGAUGAGGCUCAAUCUCUAAACUUAUUAUUGAAGCUAUAAUUCUUUGCUACCCUCCUCAGCCUCUAACUAAGCUUGCUAAUAAAUGAAGAAAGUUUGAUGAUUGUAUAAACAUCCCCAUCUGUUCUUAUUGGUCCUUAUUCACAGAAGAUGAGCUGUGGCAGCUUGUCUUGUUUGUGUGCUCAGUUUCGUACAACAGUUUCACUUCAGUCAGUCGUUAUCAUAGAGGGUUAGCUCAUCAAGUGAAAGCCUGCUGUCAUAAACAUACAAUGUUUAUUGGGUUGUGGGCUUUGGAUCCACACUGAGAUCUGUGUGUAGCAGACAGUAAGAUGAUUAUCAAUAAAUGUCUGCUUGCUAGCAUUUGCUGUUGUUAGCUUUCACACCAAUUAAGUCUGUUUAGCUUUUUAGAGCUGAAUUUAGAAUAUGAAGUGCUUAACAAAAUCAACAACACAGGCAUGAUUGUUAUAAUGUUGAUCUUUGAGUCUGUUUACUCCCUUUUAAAGCAGACCUCCUACCUGCUCGUAUGAUAUCAUUUGAGAUGUUUAGUGACAGCCCUAGUGUACACUUGCUGGUCAGUAACCGUCAUACUUUGUGGAUACUUUGUGGUGUGGAUAUGCACGUCCUGUGGACCAGUGAGCCUGGUGCAGAGUAAGAGAGGAAAGAUUUAGAUGCUGAUGUUGAAGCUUAUUUUCCUCUGUGGAUUGUGGUUUGACACCUGCCCUCCGAUCACUGUUGGUGUGCUAAAUUACAGGAUUAAUUUUAAACCAGCUCCCUCAGUGUGUUGUGGGUCAACUGAGUCAAAAGCCGCACCCUUAAAGGUUAACUCUGGUCUCCCAUGGAUACGAUGGGCCUCAGCAUGUAAUAUGUACAGCACCCCUGGGUGUUAGGUCAAGAAAAUCAAUCAGCCAUGUGCACAUCUGUGAGAAUGGGGUUCAGUAUUUACAAAUGAAAGCCAAGCCACAAGGUUUCAUAAAACACACUUUUGUGUGGGAUGACAUUGAAAUUGUGGUGUACUUAUAUUCACAUAGAAAACACACCAAAUGUAUAAUUAUUGAUGUGCUGGGAAGAGUUAAGUAACAAUUAAACGAAACAUUUUUGACUCUAAAGGUUGAUUUUUCUUUAAAUUAGGGAACAACCAGCCUAUCAUUUUAAUAUCCAGAGCUGUAACACAGAUUCUGUAUCAUUCUCCAUCUUUGUAUUUAUACAGUAUGUCCUGUGAAAGGAAACAAAAAACCGGAUAAAAUGUAUCACUAUAAUUAUAUAAGGGUAUUUAAUCAUUCUAUUUAGCUACAAGAAUUUAAUUUCAAGUCAGAAAUCUAAUAGAUGAGUUUAUAAUUAAAAGGUUUUCAUUGAGGCACUUACAUAAAUGAAUACUUGUUUGAAUAAAUCAGUUGCUUAUAAAUAAUAAUUGUUCUUUUUUAUAAGAGACUUGUUAAAUUUCCCAGGGUACCUAAGAACUUGCUACUUUGAAAAGCUGUCUUGUAAAUUUUAACUGAGAGGUUUUUGUAUUCCAGGUGGGAGCCGGAGCGAUCGGCUGUGAGCUGUUGAAAAACUUUGCCAUGAUUGGCCUGGCGAGCGGUGAGGGUGAGGUCAUCGUGACAGACAUGGACACCAUCGAGAAGUCCAACCUCAACAGACAGUUCCUCUUCAGACCCUCAGAUGUUACGGUCAGUAUGAGCUUUCUGUGCAAUAAUAAAGUGAUGCUUGGCUUGUGCUCAGUAUGUAUCUUGUGUUGGUCUUAACUACUCUGUAAUGCCUGACCUCUGCAGAUAGAUGAUAUUGAACUGCGUCAAAAAGGAGAAACAGCAUGUCUUGGGGUCACACUUGCUCCCUUUUGAUGUAUUAGACAAGGAUGGAAUUCCUCAGGAUUGAUUCAGAAUUCCAGAUUUUCCAACCUAGAGGCAACAGACCUUGACUAAUCUCGUGACUGUAAAACACCACAUCUAAAAAGAAGGAAGGUAUAAGUUAUUUAGUAAAAAAGGUAGAAUCUCUUUCUAUAAAGGCUGAAAUGUGGGGGCAUACUUUUCAUGUCCUAGUAUCUGUACUAAAGAUUGCGAUGAACUCAGCCUGAUGUUCCUAACUCAGAAGUGGUGACUCAUGUCAGAGGUUUGUGCCUCUUGAUGGUGCUGUGCAUUAACUUCAAAGCCUUCAGAUAAUAGCACAGUAAAUAACAGAUACAAAGUGCUAAUCGAAGCUGUAUUAUACUGUCUUGUUUCUGUGUGUCUUUAUAACCACCUUAAAUGUCACUGAGGUUCAGAACUAGAUGGUCUAAUCCAUCUUCUAGAAAAUCAGCACUCAUUUACGGUGAAAUAAAAAGUGACUUGCAAGCAUUUCUUCUCUCCUCUCUAUCUCUAUCAAUUAUUCCUAUUCAAAAACAAAAAGAAAAAUCUAUCCUUUGUUUUUUAACAGAUCUAGAUUUUUUUUACACUAUUGCAAAGCUUGUGAUGCUAUAAGAUAAGAGAUUCCUUUAAUAGUCCCACAGGGGGAAAUUCCAAAAUUACAGCAGCAUAAAUACAGAAACAACAGGAGAAAUUAAAGGCUAAAGAAACAAAGAGUUAAAAGAGAAAGAUUUGUACAUGAGUUUUAUUUACUAUAUACAUAUGUGCAGAAUAUACAUGAUAUGAUUUAUGAUACUGUAUUUGUAUACUCUUUAAUUGCACGUUUUCUUUGGCUCAUCUGCAUUGCUAUCGUUAUUAUUUUAAGAACUCACUGUCAAUACUUUUGUGUAAAUAUUGAAACAGAAAAUGAAGAGCGACACCGCCGCUGCAGCCGUGAAGCAGAUGAAUCCCUCCAUCAGGAUCACCGGUCACCAGAACAGGGUUGGCCCCGACACAGAGAGGGUCUAUGAUGACGACUUCUUUGAAAGCCUUGACGGAGUGGCCAAUGCACUGGAUAACGUCGACGCACGUAAGAGCCGGCCGUUUUGAUUGUUUGUAAUCAAAUUGUUGGAAAUCAAAUUCAACAUUUAAGCCGUACAUUUUGUCUUCUGUGUGAAGGUAUGUACAUGGAUCGGAGGUGCGUGUACUACCGUAAACCCUUACUGGAAUCAGGUACUCUCGGCACCAAAGGCAAUGUCCAGGUUGUGAUCCCGUUCCUCACAGAGUCAUACAGCUCCAGCCAAGACCCACCUGAGAAGUCCAUCCCCAUCUGCACCCUCAAGAACUUCCCGAAUGCCAUCGAACACACGCUGCAGGUCGGUUUGGUUUAUUUUGUUAAACAGGAACAUUAAAAAGCUUUUCUUGUUGUAUUCAUUAUUCAUUCAAACAUGAAAACUUAAUCAGACUACCUCUGAGAAUGUGUAAUGUUAGUUUUAGAUUUAGAGGAUAAAGGGUUAAUCAUGACUAUCAUGAUCAUACACUAAUGCUGCCCCUCUUUUGUUGUACUCUGAGUGGAAUACUAAUCCCUCCUCAACUUUGACUGUGUGCAGUGGGCCCGUGACGAGUUUGAGGGACUAUUCAAACAGCCACCAGAGAAUGCCAUGCAGUACCUCACGUGAGUCUCCUUCAUUUCCUUUCUAAUUAAAUUUUAAAAGUUUACAAAGACUUCUUUUGAAAUGACUUCAUCAGCCUGUAAAGUUCUUAAUAGUUACGUGUCCAACUCUGAGAACAUUUUCUGAGUGACCCCUGCUUCCAGAUGACCAAAAAGUGGCAGCUUCUCAGAUGUGUAAAACCAGAUCACGAGGUUUACCCUCAUUGUUUCCGCAGAGAUCCAAAGUUCAUGGAGCGCACUCUGAAGCUUCCCGGAGCUCAGCCCGUGGAGGUGCUGGAUGCUGUUCACAAGAGUCUUGUCACGGAUUGCCCCCAUAGCUGGGCUGCCUGCGUAGCUUGGGCACGAAACCACUGGCAGGUCCAGUACAGCAACAACAUCCGCCAGCUUCUGCACAACUUCCCCCCAGAUCAAGUAAAUACUGAGCUCACAGCAUGAUGACUGUCAAGUUUUCUCUCUCUGGUCUUAUUGCCUGUUUUCAUGUAGACAUUACAUCUCCUUGUUGCUUAUUUUAUUGAUGUUGUGUCAGUUUGAUAUAUUCAGAUUUUAUUUCUGCACUCAGCCUCUUCUUGUCUUUUCACAACUCUGCUAUAUCAUCUCAUCUUUUGCCAGCAUAAUAAGCUGCUAUUCAGUGCUUUAGUUGCUGUUGCUAUUGAACUAAAGUAAAUAGACAAACUGAAAGAUGUCUUCCGCUUAUGUCUUGUAACCGGCAUUGUUGUAAAGGUCAGAUCUUAUCUGUUUCUGCUCUGCUGUGAAGCUGGGGUGCAUGUCUUUGAGCGCACAUCAAAUGGAGGAAAUAAUCUAGCAUUCAGUGAGACUCGGCAGCGACUUGAGUGAAUAUCAGAGCUCCUAAUGUCUGUUAUGAAACUAAAGAGGUGAUUUAAAAGAUGAUGUGACUGCUCUAUGUUGUCGUGAAGUGUCUGCGUGUCGUGUGGAGACAGCACCAUGGAUAGAAAGACAACUAGAACCUCCACAAUCCAAAGUGGGGAAUUUAACGUCCAUCUCUUUAAUCCGUUUGACCUUUUGGCUCCUUCCUGGAUAUCUAGCCUUUCUUUUAAGUCUAGUUAAUCGGUAUUAUUGAACACACCUCUGCUGCUACCACCUGCUCGACAAUCAUACUGCAUAUACAAGUGGCUGUCAGACUCUUUUCACAUUCUAGUUUAAAAUAUUUCCACACUGCUGGCAUUUUAGCCAUGGACUUGCUACUGUAACGGUUUUGACUUGGCUGGCCUGAGCAACCGCAUGAACUGAUUGGCUAAAAUUGCUGAUCACUCAUCAUCAAAAUGUCAUGGUUGGCUCCUAUCUGAUCACUGAGAUCGGGAUCCAGGCAUUCCUUUGCAACAGCUCUAGCUCAGUUUACAAUUAAAUUAGCAAGUGAAGUUUUGUAUUCAAGCGUCAGUCUUAGGUGUAGCACUUCAACAUGUUUUGCCAAGUUUAAAACAAUCACAAAAUUAAAAAAGAAACAUGACAGUUAACAAUAUAACCAGCAUUAGAUAUAAAAUAGUUUGAAAUAAUUGAUCAAGAAAGUCAAGUUUGGCCGUCUGUCUAGAUCAGUGGUUCUCAAGUCCAGUCCUCGAGGCCCACUGUCCUGCAUGUUUUGGAUGUUUCCCCUGCUCCAACACACCUGAUUCAAAUGAUCAGCUCGUUAUCAAGCUCUGGUAUGGCUUACUAACGAGCUGAUUAUUUGAAUCAGGUGUGUUGGAGCAGGGAAACAUGCAGGACAGUGGGCUUUGAAGACUGGACUUAAGAACCACUGGUCUAGAUAUCCUUGUUGAGUUUGUAUGCAUUUGUUGAGUCAAGCUCAGGUCUGUUUUUUCAGACUUGGUGCAGAAAGUGCCGGUCUCUCUGCAGACCUUGGGUAUUAUCUUUUUGUUCAUCUCUGUAUCUGUCAUUUUCCUACUGUUGUCUGUCUUACAUAGGUGUAAACAAUUAAAAAAUGCUGCAACAUUUUACAUAAGAUUUUCCAGCACGAUCCUUUCUGAAGUUUUGCGUAUGAUUGUACUGAACACCUCCAUAUAAUCUCUUUCAGCUCACCAGCUCUGGUGCCCCCUUCUGGUCUGGCCCAAAGAGAUGUCCUCACCCACUAGAUUUCAGCACUAGUAAUGUAAGUUUGAUUUGAUUUGGUUUCUUAAGUAUUGCAACUCUCUGCUCUAAUUUUUAAUCAACUCCAAAGGUAAUAAUUGACUUGAUCUUUUGUAGGAGCUGCACAUGGACUACGUCAUGGCAGCAGCCAACCUGUAUGCGCAGACGUACGGCAUUCAGGGCAGCACUGAUCGUGCAGCUGUGAUCAAGAUCUUACAAGAGGUUAAGGUGCCAGUUUUUACUCCUCGAUCAGGGGUCAAAAUCCACGUGUCUGACCAGGACCUGCAGAACAGCAAUUCCUCUGUUGGUAAGUACACAAUUUCAAAGCACUCAGAGUAACUGUUGAUGUCAAUGUUGAUAUGUUGAUUUAACUGGUCUUUCAUGUGUGUAGAUGACUCCAGACUGGAGGAGCUGAAGGUCCAGCUGCCUUCCCCUGAGUCUUCCCAGUUCAAGCUCUGCUCCAUCGACUUUGAGAAGGUACUCCCUGUCCUCGGUUCAAAUUGUCCAUUUAAUUCUGAAUUAACUUUUAGUCUCGAGUUCAUCAUUGCACGGCACUAAUCAUUGUCCUGCUUUCCUUUCUCUGGUGGAUAUCUGACAUUAAAAGGAUGACGACACCAACUUCCACAUGGACUUCAUCGUAGCAGCAUCCAACCUGAGGGCAGAGAACUACGACAUUCCCCCUGCAGACAGACACAAGGUGGGGGACAGAUCUUCGAUCUAAGAACCAAAACAACAUCCUGUCUGACUUGACUUACUCAUGUUCUCUUCUUUACUGCUUGUUGUAAUUCUUUCAACUUUGUUUUAUUCCACUUUAGAGCAAACUGAUAGCGGGCAAGAUCAUCCCCGCUAUCGCCACCACCACGGCUGCAGUGGUCGGCCUUGUGUGCCUGGAGCUCAUCAAAAUUGUCCAAGGACACAAGAAGCUGGAGACAUUCAAGAACGGCUUCAUGAACUUGGCCCUGCCUUUCUUUGCCUUUUCCGAGCCCAUCGCCGCUCCCAAGCACAAGGUAGACAGACAGACAGCUGUAAAUAUUAAAUCUGAGCCUCUAUGAGCUGCUGAGAUGACAAAAUGUUAACUAUUCAACUUGUUGGCCUUGAAUACAAAUUUAGGGUUUUUUUGUGCUCCAAUGAUGAUCCAGCCAUGCUAAUACUGAUGCACCAGGCAAAUAGACUAUCUGCCUGGGUGCAAGUGAGUUCAACUCACCUUCUCACGCUGAUGGUAUCAGUGUGUGCUGAGGAGAAAAUAAACCAUGUAGCUGUAAAUGCAUUUUUGCAAAGCACCGUCCUGUAUGUUUUCUUCCUCCCUCUGAAUCCUUCUUUGUUUUUGCAGUACUAUGAGAUCGAAUGGUCCUUGUGGGAUCGCUUUGAGGUCACAGGGUUGCAGCCCAAUGGGGAGGAGAUGACACUCCGACAGUUCUUGGACUACUUCAAAGUACGUUCUCUCCCUCCCUGACUGAUCUCUUCUCCAUGUUACCAUCAGAUGUCAGCAGAGUUGGCAUUUAAAAUUCUGUCUUUUUCAGAAUGAGCAUAAGUUGGAGAUCACCAUGCUUUCUCAGGGAGUGUCCAUGCUGUAUUCAUUCUUCAUGCCUGCUGCCAAACUCAAAGAGAGACUGGACCUGCCGUAAGUAUUCCAUCAACAUGGACAUACCUAAUGCUGCGUUUCAGUUACCUAGGAAGUCAGAUGUCGGAGCUGAAAAUGACGUCACACCAGAGUUCCCUGCGUUUCAGAUACCAAGUCGGAAAAGCAAAAUUGGAGGCCUGAAACAAGAUGGCUACAUCUACGAAAGUUUUUUUAGCGCUUGCCAUGUCCCAAUAUAAAACAAGCUUCGUAGCUGUAGCCAUCUUGUUCCUGCCUCUGAUUCAGCUUUUUUCCGACUUGGUAACUGAAACGCUGGUAACUCAGGUGUGACGUCAUUUUCAGCUCUGACUAACGCAGCGUAAGUGUCCAGUAUGAGUGUUUGUUUGUUUUUAAACUAACUAUUUUUGUCUGUGUGUUCUUGCAGGAUGACGGAGAUUGUCACCAAGGUUUCCAAAAAGAAGCUGGGCAAGCACGUGAAAGCGCUGGUGUUCGAGCUCUGCUGUAACGAUCUGUCAGACGAAGACGUGGAAGUGCCCUAUGUCAGAUACACCAUCCGUUGAGCUCCACAUUGAACCCACCCAAAAGGGAGGGUGGGGAUGGCAGGAGGGAGACCGGGGUGGGGUGUUCUAAGUGAUAAAGUUGAGGUGGGGGGGGAUUUUGGGGUGGGUGAGUUGAUCCAGAUCAGUUCUACUGGAUCAAUCAGUUUUUUUUAAGGCCUGUGGUUUGUGUAAACCUGUGCCUGAGUGUACAUAGCCCCCGUAAGCUGAUUUAAGGAUACCUGUAUGUGUGUUAGGGAUCCAGUUGGUGCUCGGCUGUGGGAACAGGAGCGUCACUGGAAGAAGGGAGCAUGUAUACUGGACCUUUUGGUGAUUCUCAGUAGCAGAACCUCUCCGCUGAGUUAAAAUCUAAGCCUUAGUGUUCUCUUGGCACUCCCUCUGUAACCUCUGAAACACUCUCAUACUCUUUACUAGCCUUCAGCACUAAAGGAGGGACCUUUAAUCCAGUCUCCCCUCCAGUUUAUGUGCUCUCUUCGUUCCUCUGACCCUUGUCUCGUAGACCUGGUCCCAAAUCACUGUUUUUUAUUUCAAUGAUGCACCUCAUUAAAAAGAAGCUCAGCCAAGAUUCCUUGAGAUAUUGUCACACUUGACCCCCCUCGCUCUCCCCCAGGCCAUUUCACUGCCCUUAGCUCUACGUGAGACCCCAAAUUUAAAGGCAUAGAAACACCUAAAGAUGCAGCAAACCAACCCUGAGUCAAAAGCCUCUCCUGACGGGAGAUUAUAUGUAAAUCUCACUAUGCCGCCGCCAGUUUAAGGCGCUCCCUCACCUCAUCCAGCACCCUGUGGCUUCGGAGGGGCUCUUGCACAUGAUAUCAGUUCUCUCUUUAUUCUCUUAUUUCAUGUGUUUAGUUAAUUUCUAUUUUAUUUCGAGGGGUGGGGGUGGACAAGGAUUCGGCGCACACACCUACAUCAUAAACUGUCUUCUUUCUACUUUGUUAAACUAAAAGACAUCACAGUAUAAGAACAAGGCAAUGAGAUGUAUCUUGAAAUGAGAGCACUUAGUGUGAUAGUGAAUAAACAUGUAAAAACAUUCCUUAA
Molecule: messenger RNA, 18659 nt
Organism: Xyrichtys novacula (pearly razorfish)
Lineage: Eukaryota; Metazoa; Chordata; Actinopteri; Labriformes; Labridae
Source: the annotation of a GenBank genome assembly